Molecule: messenger RNA, 6498 nt
Organism: Asparagus officinalis (garden asparagus)
Lineage: Eukaryota; Viridiplantae; Streptophyta; Magnoliopsida; Asparagales; Asparagaceae
Product: chromatin modification-related protein EAF1 B-like
Exons: 22
Coding region: 134-5845 (1903 amino acids)
Cellular component (GO): NuA4 histone acetyltransferase complex
Source: RefSeq, a predicted model, not a curated record
UUCUGCGGUAACUUCUAAUUUCGUAUUACGGGAUGUUGUUGUAAAGAGUAUGGUAAAGAGCAGGCAUACGUGAAUUUUCUCGUCAUGCCCCGAGGUUUGUUCUCUUAGGAAAUGCAGAGGUCAAUUCCAUUCCAUGGGUGGUGUUGUUGAUUAUGGAGUUGGCUUGGACAUCAAGACCUCCCCGCGUGGCGCUGCAAUUGAGAAGGCGCAGGCAGAGCUGCGGCAGGAAUAUGAUGUAAGAGAGGAACGGAAAAGAGAACUAGAAUUCCUUGAAAAGGGAGGCAAUCCCUUGGAUUUUAAAUUUGGCCAUGCAGCAUCCACCAGUCUACAAUCUACGUCUUUGGUAGAUCAGCGGGCUGAGCAAUAUGCGAUAAGCGAAGCAAAGGGUAGUUUUGCCUUGGCUGCCUCACCGCACGGAGAUUCUAUUGAAAGCAGUGGCAGGCCUGCAGAGUCCGUGGGUAAAGAAACAAAUACUGCUGACAACCUCUUGCUAUUUGAUGGAGAAAACAGUAAUCCCGCUGGAGAGAAAAAUGUGAAACGUAUAGGAAAAAGAGGAAAUGUUUCCCUGCUCGAACAGUCUUCAGAAGGUGGUGGAAGCAGUCAUGCGAAGGAGACGGAGGACUCUCUUAUUUUCCACCUCGGGGUUAAAAAUCAGGCAUAUGCUCGAAGGAACCGAUCAAGGACAAGUCGUGAUAGUCACAGUAAUAAAUCUACUGCACCUUCUUCCCUCCCCGAUCAUCAGGAUGGAAACAGGUCAAUACGGGAACCACACACAGGAAAGCAUGGGGUAUCUCAUGUUUCUAACUCAAAACCUGCAAGUUCAAAGGGUGAUGUCUUACCAAAAGCAUCCACCAUUGAUAGUAAGUCGGAUAUGGAGCUUGAUGGAGUACAAACUGAUCAUGCAAGUGUGGACAAGAUGAAAGAUGGGUUACGAGAUGGAGAAACAGAAGUUAAUCUUUCUGAAACUGUGCAGAACAAAAACCUGUCUAGUCAGCACACUAAUUCACCUGGAGAGAAAGUUGCUAAAGAUGAAGCUACUUCAGUUGUUCUCCCUUCGGUUGCCCUUGAAUCCACUGGAAGUGGAAAAGAUAACUGUAGUCUUGAUAGAGUGAAUGGAUCCAAUGCUGAAGAUAAAGCUGCCACUGGUGUACUUGACAGUGAUAUCAGUAAAAAUAAUUGUGAUAUUGAUAGCACGACAGAUGUUCAGAGGCUGAGCAAUGUUGAAACAGAAACUCAUGCUGAGAAUGGAAAUAUAGCUGCUGGAAAUGCUAUCGGUGAAAAUUGUGUCAUGGUAAGGAGCGAGGAAGUUAAAUCAAUUAGAGAGUGCAAAGAAAGUUCAUUAUAUGAAAAAACUUUAGAUAAUAAAGGGGUGAGAGAAAAUGGCCUGUUGGUUGGUGUUGGUGGUCCGAGCAGUACUACUGAUGGACCAAAAUCUGUUAACCCAAAUCUAAACAAUCCAACAGCUCGCAUUAAAGAUGAAGUUGAGUCAUAUGAUAAUAGAGUGGACACUAUUUCGAAACCUGAGAGCUUGAAGACAAAUGGUGAAACUGUCUCAAAGCCUGAGAAAAAGUUGGACAACUCUCUAGCUGACAGUUCCCAUUCCAUUAACAAGGCAGGUGUCAUAACAAGCAGUUUAGUUGUUUCCACCUGUGAGCCUUCACCUGCAGCUCUUUCUAAAAAAGGUAACUCAACUCCCUCUGCAGUUCACAUUAAUGCAGCUAACCAACUAAAAUUGGCAAAGAAGGCACGUGAAGAUGCAAUUUUGAAAGAGGCUCGGGUUAUUGAGGCAAACCUUAAGAUGACUGCUCAACUAUCUUCAUCUUAUAAAUCUUCUGAGAAGAGGAGGAAGUGUCAUUGGGAUUUCGUCCUCGAGGAAAUGGCAUGGCUGGCAAAUGAUUUCAUGCAGGAGCGCCUCUGGAAGACAGCAGCUGCAGCACAUAUCUGUCAUUGUAUUGCAUCAAACGGUCGUUCAGAGUUUGAGCAGAAUAUUAUUCGCCGGAACCAGAAAAAUAUAGCUGGAACUCUGGCGAAAGCUGUAAUGCAUUUUUGGCAUUCUUCUGACGCCUUUCAAACAACUGAAAAGGUGCCCAAUAACACAAAUGGAGAGUGCAAUACAUUUGAAUCAUGUGAAGUUAAUGGAGAAGCUGAAAAGGAUCAGGACAACAAAAAAAUGGAAGCAGGGAACAUUAGUCUUCAUCCUUCUAUUCAAAGUUAUGCAGUUAGGUUCUUGAAAUAUGAUCGUAGCACAUCCACUUCCGUCUUGGCUGAAGCACCACCAACUCCUGACAGAGUGAAUGAUGCAGGCAUACUAGAAAAAACCUGGGACAGUGAAGUUUCAGAAGGAAGUCUCUUUUAUACAGUAAGGCCUGGUGCAAUGCAGGCCUACAGAGAAGCUGUGGAGUCCCAAUGGCUGAAUUAUAAGAAAAUGGUUAGUCCAAUGAAUCAAGAAGAUUAUGAGGCUUCUCCUAGCGAUUCUCUGCCGGAUGGAUCUCGGAAAAAUGAAUAUGAAGAGGAAGAAGGUGAAACAGGAUCAUACUUUCUGCCGAGAGCAUUUGAAGGCAACGUGUCAUCCAAGUUCACUCUCCAGAAAAAGAAAAUCCUCCAGCAGAAGUAUGGUCCACGAGCAUACAAUGUUGGAAAUGAUUUUUCUUAUGAUUCAUGUCUGGAAGGCAAACUUGCAAAUCGACCUUUGAUGAUUACUGGAAAAAGGCCUUCAAGUGUACCAAAUGCUGGUCCAAUUCCAACAAAGCGUGUCCGGACAGCUACUAGGCAAAGGUUGGUAAGUCCUUUUGGCGCUGGAACUACUGGAAGCCUACAAAUAACUAAUAAGAUGGAUGUUUCAAGUGGAGACAAUAAUUCUCUCCAAGAUGAUCAAAGUUCAAUGCAUGGUGGGUCUCAGUCAAGGAAAACUAUGGAAGUUGAGUCUACUGCAGACUUUGAGAGGCAAUUUCCAUAUGACGGCAGUGAGGCAUCUACAAAAUAUAAAAAAAAGAAGUCUAAGCAUUUCGGAUACUCAAUGAACCUCUCAGAUCCUGGUGUUCUAGUUGUAUCUGGAAAGGAUUCCAUGUUUGAUCAGAGGUUACAAGCUGAGUCAACGGUCCAGCAAGAGCAGAGAGAUCAGGUGAAAAGGAGAUUGGAGAAUCAGCACCAUGAAGCCAAUGGAAAUAUUGGUAUAUAUGGACAACAUGUCUCCAAAAAGCCUAAGGUCGUAAAACAACUGACAGAGCCCGCACAAGAGCCUGUCAUGCCAGCCUCUGGGUCCCUGCCUUCUCCUGUGACUUCUCAAAUGAGUAACAUGACGAAUCAAAAUAAGUUUAUAAAGAUAAUAUCUAACCGCGAUCGGGGAAAAAAGAGUAAAACUAUGAAGAUAGCUGCUGCACAGUCAGGUUCUGGAAUUGCAUGGACAACCUUUGAAGACCAGGCACUUGUUGUCUUUGUUCAUGAUAUGGGUCCAAAUUGGGAGCUAGUAAGUGAUGCUAUCAACAGCACACUGCAGUUCAAGUGUAUCUUCCGGAAACCUAAAGAAUGCAAGGAGCGCCAUAAGUGUCUAAUGGACAAGAGUGCUGGCGAUGGGGCUGAUAGUGCAGAGGAUUCAGGCUCAUCUCAACCUUAUCCAUUGACUAUACCUGGGAUCCCAAAGGGAAGUGCCAGGCAACUAUUUCAACGCCUUCAAGGACCCAUGGAAGAGGAUACCUUGAAGGCUCAUUUUGAAAAGAUCAUCUUGGUUGGGCAGAAACUGCACUCCUGUAGGAGUCAGAAGGAUACCCAAGAACUAAAACAAAUGACUCCAGUCCACAGUUCUCAUUUUGUUGCUCUUUCUCAGACAUGCCCGAACAACCUGGGUGGAGGUUUCCUAUCACCGCUUGAUCUCUGUGAUGCUAUUUCUUCAAGUCCAGAUGUACUUUCCCUUGGAUAUCAGAGUUCUCAUACAAGUGGUGUGGCAAUUCCAAGUCAUCAAGGUUCACCUGUUCUUCCCACAUCAAGUGUGAACGCCAUGUUACCAGGAACUUCUGGUGGCGUUGUAGGAAGCAACUUACAGUCACCUUCUACUCCAUUGAAUCCCCCUGCUAGGGAUGCACAAAGGUAUUGCAUGCCUAGAGCAGCUUCUUUACCCGUUGAUGACCAACAAAAAAUGCAUUAUUCCCAAAUGCUCUCUGGUAGAAAUAUGCAGCAGUCUACCUUGUCUGCACCUGGGGCUUUGCCUAUGGGUGUUGAUCGAGGUGCUAACAUGUUACCCUCGGGUAAUGGCAUGGGGAUGAUGGGUGCUAGAACCAUGCCCUUGUCGAGGCCAGGCUUUCAGGGAAUAAUCUCUCCAGGCAUGCCAAUGGUUUCUGCUGGUAGUGUGCUUGCAGGUAGUGGGGCAGGAGUGUCAAAUCCUGUCAACAUCCAUCCUGGUGCUGUUUCUGGCCCAGGAAACUCAAUGUUGAGAACACGGCCAUCUCAGAACACAGAGGACCAUAGGCAAAUGAUGAUGCAAGAUCUUUCGAUGCAAGUCUCUCAAGGUAAUGGUCAAGCUGUGCCCCCUUUCAGUGCUAUGAGUGCCCCAUUUUCUACUACAACUGGCCUUCCAUCAGUCCAGUCAUACCCAGCUCAGCAGCAGCAGCAGCAGCCCCACCAUAUGACGCAGCAACCCCACAUGCUUGGCAACCCCCACCAUCCUCAUAUUCAAAGUGUGAACCAUUCAAGCCCCCAGCAGCAAGCCUAUGCUAUGCGCCUAGCCAAGGAGAGGCAACUCCAACAACGAAUGAUGCCUCAAGCUCCGCAACCAUAUUCUCCAUCUAGUGCCAUGUCAGCAGUACAAAGUACACAGCUACAACAGCAAUCUCAGCCAUCUCCUUCUGCAACUCCACCCCCUUCACAGGCCCAACAUGGCAAGCAGCAGAUGCCACGUAAUUCACAUCCAAUCUCUGGAAUGCAAAAUCAGAUGAUGAAGCAAAGACAGAGGCAGCAAGCUCAACUGCAGCAACCUAGAAAUCAGCAGCAACAAAAACAACUGCUGCAGCAGCAGGCUAAACUUGCAAAAGGUUUAGGUGGGGGGACAAUGCAGCCACAUCAAAAUCUUAGUGUUGAUCCCUCUCAAGUCAGUGGUAUGCCUGUGGGUCCCAGAAACCAAGUUUCCGAUAAGCAUCUGAUUCAACAAGGCUCAGGCUUCUUUCCUGGAAGCUCAGUUUUAAAUUCAACUUUGCCGCAAUCCGCAAACCACCACAAAUUGUAUGCUCGGCCACCUCCUCAACCAUCAAAGCAAAUACCACCGUUGCCGUCUCAUUCAGACCAAAGUCUAAUGCCAGUUCCCAGCAGUCACACUUUAAUAGCUCCCCAGCAACCUCCACAUCCUUCUUCAAUUCCUUUGGCAGCUCCAUCGGCACCACACCAACAGCGUCACAUGAAUCAAAAUAUGCCAAGAAUGAUGCAGCAGAAUCGACAGCUAAGUUCUGAUGGUAGAAUGCAGUCUUUAGGUGAUCAAGUCCAAGUCAAUCAUAUGAUUCCAGCUACAUCACUUCCUCGGUCAGAUUCUACAAGUUCUGCUCCUUUGGUUUCCCCUGCAGUGCAGUGGAAUCCAGAGCCAUCAUAUGAUACAAACUCACCGAAUUCGACCGCUAACUUGGCUGGUUCACCCAUAGUAGGAAUUGAUGCGUCACUUCCAUCUUCCAGCGAGGGAUCAGCACAUAGACAGUUUUCUGGAAAUGUUAAGGUGGAUGGUAAUGGCGUUGGAGGGCAGCGGAAGCUACAACAAGAGUCUCAGUCACAGCUGCAGUUGCAGCAGCAACAGCAAUCUCAGCAUCCACUCCGGCAAGGGGUGCAGGGUAAUUUAUAUUCGAGACCUUCAAACUCAGGGCCAGGCUAAUAAUAGUAACUACGGGACUGUGCUUUUUCUUGAAGAGUGGCCUUUUUCACUUGUAAAAUUUAUGUACAGACAAGGAAAGCUAAGGAGAGUCGUGGUCCUCCGUCAAAGGAAAAUUUGAGCAAACCUCUCUUCCUUGGCUUUGAGAGCCUUGUAUUGGAUGCUGCCCUCUUCAUUGGUAAUCCUUUUCCUAAUGGAUAGCUUGGUUGGUCCUAUCGAUGGAAUUGUUAAAAUUCUUGUGUAACGAGAAGACGUUACAUCUGAAUGUUUGAUUGUGGGCUACUUGUGAGGCACGAGGACACGUCACCACAUUGUUAUCUACUUGUAUAAAAUGCAAGCCCCAGUGGCCAUGCUUUUUUGGGCUUUUCCUUCUUUAUCGUGCCAUUUUGAUUUGAAUCUGUAUAGAGAAGAUAUUGUAUCAAAGUGAUUAGUCUUUCAGCUCAUUGUUGUAUACAGAAAGGUGCUGAAACUGGAGCAGCGCAAUGCGUGUUGCACCCUUUUAUUUUAUUUUCCACCUCAUUCUGUGUUAUUUAUAUAUGGCUAAUUCUGUGUUAUAUUGAGCUGUGAACUUGGUAUGCUGAAAACAGCAGGUACGGCCUUUAUUGUCAUUAAUUCAUUGUGAUUGCCUUUAUCAACAGUACAUCCAAUUAUUAUCA